Messenger RNA from Lactuca virosa, 1040 nucleotides. NCBI's taxonomy places the organism in Eukaryota, Viridiplantae, Streptophyta, Magnoliopsida, Asterales, Asteraceae. The record is from the annotation of a GenBank genome assembly.
ACAGGAUCAGGUUUAAUCGUCGCUUUGUCUUAAACGAAGCUAUGGAGGAAGCAGCAGCAACAGUGAAAUCGAUCUUCCUAUAUCCAAUCAAAUCUUGCAGGGGUAUCUCUGUUUCAGAAGCACCCGUUUCUUCCACCGGUUUUAUCUGGGAUAGACAGUGGGUUGUUGUGAACUCAAAAGGAAGAGCUUGUACACAAAGAGUGGAUCCAAAGUUAUGUCUGGUUGAAGUAGAGCUACCUGAGGGUGCAGUUUCAGUGGGUUGGAUCCCAAACAAGACCUCCUACUUAGUGAUAAGAGCUCCUGGGAUGGAUGAUCUGAAGGUGCCAUUGUGUAGACCUCCUCAAAGUCAAACAUGUGAUGGUGUGUCAGUUUGGGAGUGGUCAGGAUCUGGUUUGGAUGAGGGAGAUGAAGCAUCCAAAUGGUUCACCAAUUAUCUUGGCAAACCUAGUCGCCUUGUACGCUUUAAUCAAGAAUUGGAGACUAGAGUGGUGGACCCCGAUUAUGCACCUGGAUUCAGAGUUAUGUUUUCUGAUGGAUAUCCGUACCUUGUAGUGUCCCAGGGAUCUCUAGAUUCAUUGAAUGAUGUUCUCAAGGAACCUGUACCCAUAAACCGUUUUAGACCAAACAUUCUGGUUGAUGGUUGUGAACCGUUCUCUGAGGACUUUUGGAAAGAGAUUAAGAUAAAAUAUUUAACAUUUCAUGGUGUCAAACUUUGUUCGCGAUGUAAGAUACCCACAAUUAAUCAGGAUAAUGCAGUUGUGGGUGCUGAGCCGACUGAAUCUCUUGUAAAGUUUCGGUCUGGGAAAGUCUUGUGUCCAGAUCGAAAGGGGCAAGGGAAGGUGUACUUUGGACAAAAUAUGGUAUGUGCCAAUGUACAUGAAGAGGGAAAUGAAAAGAUAAUUAAAGUGGGAGAUCGGGUGUAUAUCAUCAAGAUGUUAUCAUCGUAUGAUGGUACAUCAACUUAAACUCUGGCCUCAUAACAAAAACAAUGUCAGAGUUUCCGUUCCAAUGUGUAUUGGGUAAUUUUUGUUAUAUUAGCC